AUCCCAUUCCUGCACGCUCACAGCCAUCCAUUCCCCAGACGUCACUCCAUCUCGAGACCUUCUUCCCAGGGCAUAUAACCAGGACCUCGUCCUCCCCUCCGUUCUCAUCGCCAUGGCCCGUACUCGAGCCCAAACAGCGGCCCAGAAGGCGCUCCCAUCGCCGGCGUCAAAUAGUCAAGGAAAUCGACUCGGGCCGCGCAAAGACAGUUCUCGAAAGCGCGUAAGCAGGCACGCCGAACGUAAUCGCCUGCAUCCAACUACACCCAUUGAGACGCCGAUUCCAAAAGAACAACCGGCGCCUGUCCAGAGCAGAUGUCGCAAGCGCAAGCACUCAAUCGAACACGUACUCGAGACCAGCCCAGACCCAAACCCAGACCCAGACCCAGACCCGAAGCGACAAUGUAGAUCCCCCCAACGCCGUACGGAAGACGCAUUUGUCGAGCCAGCGAUUAGCAGCGGCGUCUACAAACAUACUGACCCGAUUGCGUUCUGGGUGAAGGAGGGACGCUGGCCAGAGAAGGACUGGCCGGAAGAGACCUCAAAGACAGAUUUUACUAUGGACCGUCUACCACUUGCACGAAAGAAGUCCUCGUCUAAUCUGUCCCGGAAGCGAUCAAACUCUACUACAUCCUGGACGACUCCCAGCGACCAGAAGCCGAGGGAGGAGAAGAGCGUGCCAUACCGAGACCAGCGUUAUAAGACCCUACUCGAGGUCAAAGGCAGUUACAUGACUGAAGCUCCGUUAGGCUUAGCCGGCGCCGGCCAGGCUCUUUGUCGGUCUCUCCUAGAGAAGACGACACUAGUUCCUAGCGAUAAUACACUCUUCCGCGAUGAUAUCUUCGAAACGACAUGCCAGAAGAUAGAUAACAAAAAUGAGGCACGAGUUAUUCAAGACAUCAGUCGGCUUAUUGUUCCUUCAGCUGAAAGUCUUGCGACAUUCGGUGCAAAACACCUUGACAUCCUAAUAGAGAGCGUUAACGAAGGGUGGAACAACUCGAUCCCUCUUACUAGCCCCCGUCCACAGCCUGACUACUCCGUCGGGUUCAAACGAGACGCAUUUACUAAGGACCAGCUCGCCAAGCUGUCGCCAUUCAUUGGUGACUUUAUCGCCGGGGACCAGUCCUUCUUUAUAGCUACGUACUAUAUGUACUUCCCGUUCCUGACUUGCGAGGUCGGGGCGCUCGAAAUCGCAGACCGGCAGAACGCCCACAGUAUGACCCUUGCGGUACGGGGCAUCGUCGAGCUCUUCCGUACCGUCAAGCGUGAGGAUGAGGUCAACCGGAAGAUCCUCGCAUUCUCUGUCUCGCAUGACCACCGGUCGGUACGGAUCUACGGCUACUACCCGGUGAUAAACGGGAAAGAUACCAAGUACUACCGGCACCCGAUCCAUGAAUUUUCUUUCACCACGCUAGACGGGAAGGACAAAUGGACGGCAUAUCGAUUUACGAAAAACGUCUACGAUAUGUGGAUGCCCGAGCAUUUCAAGAACAUCUGCUCUGCCAUCGAUCAGUUGCCCUCGGAUUUGGACUUUGAUGUCCCCCCGCUUUGAGGCAACUGGGCUUUCUGAGGCAACCGGGCUUUCCCAGGGUCUAGGGAACUUGAUGUCGGAGGCAGGCUCAGCUUUAGUACCUACCGAACUAGACA
This is a messenger RNA of Thermothelomyces thermophilus ATCC 42464, 1644 nucleotides long. RefSeq lists its product as uncharacterized. The transcript is spliced from 3 exons. The record is from RefSeq and is a predicted model, not a curated record. NCBI's taxonomy places the organism in Eukaryota, Fungi, Ascomycota, Sordariomycetes, Sordariales, Chaetomiaceae. Bases 113 to 1549 code for a protein of 478 amino acids.